Molecule: messenger RNA, 1447 nt
Organism: Boeremia exigua
Lineage: Eukaryota; Fungi; Ascomycota; Dothideomycetes; Pleosporales; Didymellaceae
Exons: 2
Coding region: 194-1324 (376 amino acids)
Biological process (GO): post-translational protein targeting to endoplasmic reticulum membrane
Cellular component (GO): membrane; TRC complex
Molecular function (GO): molecular adaptor activity; protein binding
Source: RefSeq, a predicted model, not a curated record
GUGGAAGCUAGUGCAUGCACCCGCACGGUUGAUACGCCCCGCUAUCGAAGCUUCGAGUCCGCAAGCAUACUACCCCAACCUGCAGCACCCAUCACGCUGCACUUUACCGUGUUCGAAUUCAGCAACGUAGCGUGUUGAAAUCAACAGUCGCCGAAGCUUGCCAGCCCUCCCUACCGAAAGCUCAAUCGCCGAAAUGGCAUCCCCCCAGCAGUCCAAGAAGCGCCUUGCGCUCGCAAUCCUCGACUUCCUCCAGACCUCGCAGACCGACGGCUCGGUGACACCAGACAACGCCGAGCAGCUCGAGGUCGCCGCCAACUGCAUCGCCGAAGCCUUCGAGGUUGAUGUCGAUGAUGCGGCCGCAAAGAAGGACGCCCUCGGCGGCCAGAACCUGCUCUCUAUCUACAACGUCUACGAGAAGCUGAAGGGCAAGACCACUGCCUCGACAGAAGGCAGCUCGUCUGCCACUGAAGCCCGCCCUGCGACCCCCCAGACAGCCUCCACCACCGCAUCGGGGCCUGGCGGGCCGAACAAGGACGAGGCAGAGCGCCUGAAGGGCCUUGGCAACGAGGCGAUGAAGAAGAAGGACUACACCUCCGCCGUCAAGCACUACUCUGCCGCGCUCGACGUUAUCCCUCUCAACCCCAUCUACCUCUCGAACCGCGCCGCCGCACACUCGGGCAUGGGCAAGCACGAGCUGGCCAAGGAGGACGCCGAGAUGGCUGUCGCUGCUGAUCCCAACUACUCCAAGGCGUGGUCGCGCCUUGGCCUCGCAAAGUACGUUCUCGGUGACGCACAGGGCGCCAUGGAGGCAUACAAGGCGGGCAUGGACGCCGAGGGCGGCGGCUCAGAAGUCAUGCGCAAGGGCUACGAGACCGCGAAGAAGAAGUACGAGGAGGAGGGUGGUGAUGUUGGCGCUCCUGAGGCCUCGCGAGGCGCGCCCGGCGCUGGUGCAGGCGGCAUGCCCGACCUGUCUGCGCUCGCUGGCAUGCUCGGCGGCGGUGGUGGCGGUGGCGGUAUGCCUGACCUUGCUGGCCUCAUGCAGAACCCUAUGAUGAGGCAGAUGGCGCAGAACCUGAUGAGCAACCCCGACAUGAUGAACAACCUCAUGAGCAACCCCAGGUUAGCUGAGAUGGCCCAGCAGUUUGGUGGCGGCGGUGGAGGUGCUGGUGCUGGUGCUGGUGCUGGCGCUGGUGCUGGCGCUGGCGCUGGACGUGGAGCUGGCGGCGGCAUGCCCGACCUCGCAAGCCUUAUGAACGACCCCAACAUCGCUGAGAUGGCCCGCAACUUCAUGGGAGGAGCUGGUCGCGGAGGCCCCCCACAGUAGUGGCGUGGUCAAUUUCGCAGCGCCUCUGUACCACCACACAACAGUCGAGUUGGAUGAGUCUUGUGCCUACUCACACAUGCAUUAGUCGUUCUGCCCCCAAAGAUAAUGAUACCAUGUUUAUGU